UGUGUGUGUGUUAGUGGGGGGGUUUGAGGUGGCGGUAGUCACAGCCUGUCUCAUGUAUCAGUGUACAGCAGAGCCUUGAUGCAGCUGCUCUCUGCAGGUUUGAUGCCCCGCUCAGAGCCCGGUUGCUUGCGCUGAAAAAAUGACCCUGCCUCUCCGCCGUGCAGGAAUGGCCACCACAGGGAACCUUUCUGAAGAGCAGGUGCACUGCUCCAUCUGUCUCGACGUCUUCACCAACCCCGUGUCCAUCCCCUGCGGACACAACUUCUGCCAGAACUGCAUCCUGGGAUACUGGAAAACCAGCCCUUUGUACCAAUGUCCUAUGUGUAAGAAGUCUUUCUACAAAAAGCCUGACAUUAGCAUCAACACGGUCCUGAGGGAAAUCGCACAGCAGUUCAAGGAGAUCAGGGUUAGAGGUGCAGAAGAAAAGGUGGAAGACGAAAAAGAGAAGAAGUGGACGAUGGAGAGAAGGAAAAAGGAGGAUGAGGAGAGGCUGUUGGAGAAAGAUCAGAAGGAGCAGCUUCUGGUGGAGCUGAAGGAGCAGCAAGAAGAGGUGAGGAGGAAGAGAGAGAAAAAGGCGCUACCAGAGGAGUUACCACCGCUGAUCCCCCCGGUGGCAGCACCCCAAACCUCUCCUCCACCGUCACCCCAAGCCACCGCUCAGGGGCCGCCACCGCCGCCCCAAACAUCACCCCCACCUUCACCUCAAAUCCCUUCUUCAUCUCUUCAAACCUCACCUCCACUCAUACCUACUUCCUGGGAGGAGGUCCUCUGCGAUGUUUGCCUCGGGGACGGGAGGCCAAAAGCGGUCAAAUCCUGCCUCGUGUGUCUCACCUCCUACUGCGAAGAGCACCUGAGAUCUCAUUCCGCCAGGUUCACCAAGCACAAGCUGAUAGAGCCGGUCGCCAACAUGGAGGACAGGAUGUGUCCGAAGCACGAACGGCUCCUGGAGCUGUUCUGUAAGAAGGAUCAGACGUGUGUGUGCGUGCUGUGCACGGAGACGGACCACAGGUCGCACUACACCGUCCCCGUGGAGAGAGAAUGGAUGGAGAAAAAGGCGCAGCUGAAGAGGACAGAAAUAGACGUCCAGCAGAUGAUCCAGGACAGAGUCAAAAAGGUGCAGGACAUCAAACACUCUGUGGAACAAAACAAAGGCAGCGCUCAGAGAGAGGUGGAGGAAAGCAUGCAGGUUGCCUCCGAGCUGGUGCGCUCCAUCCAGAAGACUCAGGCCGAGCUGGUUUUGGCCAUCGAGGAGAAGCAGAGGCAGACGGAGAGUUGGGCUGAAGGCCUCAUCGCUGAACUGGAAAUAGAAAUCGCUGAGCUGAAGAGGAGGAACACGGACUUGGAAAACGUGGCUCGGACCGACCACAUUCACUUCUUAAAGAGCUUCCCAGCCCUGAUCACCCCUCCUUCUGUCAAAGACUGGUCUGAGACCAGUGUUCCCACUGACAUAUGUGUAGGUAUGAUCAGGAGAUCCGUGUCCAAACUGGAGGCGACGUUAAACGAAAUGAUCGGCAAAUUGGCUGAAAGUGAGAUCAAGAAGAUUCUGAAAUAUACAGUGGACGUCACUCUGGACCCGGACUCAGCCAACCCGUGGUUGCAGCUCUCUCAGGACAGACGUCAGGUGAGACACCUGGGUGCGUGGCAGGACCUCCCGGACAACCCUGAUCGCUUCGACACGGUGGUCAUCGUCCUGGGCCGCGAGGGCUUCACCUCGGGGAGACAUUACUGGGAGGUCCAGGUGGGGGACAAGGACGACUGGUACAUGGGCGUGGCAAGGUCUUCUGUCAACAGAAAGGGCAGGAUCUCUAUAAGCCAAACCCAGGGCUACUGGGCUCUGGCCAUGAAGAAAGGCCACGGGUACCGGGUGUCAACAUCCCCGCCAACGCCACUCCCCCUCGACUCCAAGCCCAAGCGAGUGGGUGUGUACGUGGACUACGAGGAGGGGCAACUGUCCUUUUAUGAUGUGAGGGCCUGGACCCAUAUUUACACAUUCAAAGAUACGUUCAAAGAGAAGAUCAUGCCCUUUUUCUACCUGUACUGCUGCGACAAAGCCUCCGAUACCAUCGCGAUCUGUCCCGUGAAUGAGAAAAGUCUGAUCAAGCAAAGUUAAGGACAAAUUUGACAGUAAAAACAGCACUCAGUGAGAACUGACUUAUUUUGUUGUAGCCUGAACUUGUUUUGAUGAAAUCUUGUAUUUUAUGUUUUAUGUAUGUUCAUUAUGUAUAGUGUAGCUCAACAAAUAUAGUUCCACAAAGCCUUAAAGGGAUAGUUCGGCAUUUCAGCAAAUAUGCAUAUUCACUUUCUUGCCGAUGUCUGUACACUGAAUAUAAAGGUAGAACUAGCAGACGGUUAGCUUAGCUUAGCAUAAAUGGGAAGGGUGUUAUGUUCAAGAAUAUUUCUUUGUGUUUUGUAUGGAUUAAAGGGACAGUGUGUAGGAUUUGACAGCAUCUAGUGGUGUGGUUGCAGAUUGCAACCAACUGAGAACCCCUCCGCUCACGCCUCCCUUUACAAGGCUGCGGUAACGUGAGCCGCCGGGCGCAAAACCGUGGUAACGCCGUUCGCCUCUCUCAGAGGC
Messenger RNA from Sebastes umbrosus (honeycomb rockfish), 2575 nucleotides. RefSeq names its product E3 ubiquitin-protein ligase TRIM58. The coding region runs from base 140 to 2110 and encodes 656 amino acids. Lineage: Eukaryota; Metazoa; Chordata; Actinopteri; Perciformes; Sebastidae. The transcript is spliced from 7 exons. Gene Ontology annotation, molecular function: protein binding; zinc ion binding. The record is from RefSeq and is a predicted model, not a curated record.